AUCAUUUUCAUAUCGCCUUCAACAGCGAUCCUCUUCUCCGAGUGGGGCUUUUGAGCUCGGAUUCGUUCACAUUGAUUCCCUAACGCCAUGGCUAGGGUUAACGAUAACUCGGAGCGACUGGUGCGAACCAGCUUGUUGAGUUCGAGUCUCUUCAUCAUUUUCCCGUUACCUUGUGAUAAAAUAAAAUAAAAAAAAUAGAAAUGUGGGUGGUCGUUGGUAUAUGGGGACUUGGUCCAAUUGUUAAUGAGUGUCCGGAGAAAAGAAGACAUACGGUUACGUUUCUUGGUCUCCAAACACAUCCCUCUCCAGGAAGCUCCUUCGCAAUUUUCAUGGCGUCGGACAGAGGCCUCCCAUUGCCCAAGUUUGGUGAGUGGGAUGUAAACAACCCAGCCUCAGCCGAGGGGUUUACUGUUAUAUUUAACAAAGCUAGGAAUGAAAAGAAAACAAAGGCUACUGCUGGUGUGCCCGUUGCGUCUCCAACAAAAAAUGAAACUGCCUACGACAAAACUGAGACUUAUCAGCAUCCACCGAAGAAGAAGUGGCUUUGCUGUGGUUGAAUCCACACUGCUUUUGGAGCCUUGAAUUUCUAUAUCUUUGGCUAUAGCAUCUUGGAGGAGGAAAGGCUAGUCUUUCCAGUCUAUCCUCUUGAAUAAUUUCACUUCUGAAUCACUAUGCCUUCACACUUCAAAAUUUUCUUAUGCUUGUCAUAUGCGCUUCAGAUUAUCAUGGAGAAAAAAUGCAAAUUUCCUUUAGAACUGAGAGAUUGUGACAUGUAAAGGGCUGAUAAUUCAGAGUGGACAUAUCAAUAUAUCAUAUAUUCAUUAAUACUACCAUACUACAUAAAUUUGCUAUGACUUUUUAA
This is a messenger RNA of Tripterygium wilfordii, 862 nucleotides long. Its product is annotated as protein NOI4-like. Lineage: Eukaryota; Viridiplantae; Streptophyta; Magnoliopsida; Celastrales; Celastraceae. The transcript has 4 exons. The record is from RefSeq and is a predicted model, not a curated record. The coding region runs from base 201 to 557 and encodes 118 amino acids.